Molecule: messenger RNA, 1276 nt
Organism: Oryzias latipes (Japanese medaka)
Lineage: Eukaryota; Metazoa; Chordata; Actinopteri; Beloniformes; Adrianichthyidae
Source: RefSeq, a predicted model, not a curated record
AUGAUGGUAGAGGAUGCAUGGUCUGUGGGACCAGCCCGAGAUUCCCACGGUCCCCCUUUUGACGCGCGCGCGCGCGCAGACGCACGCUCACGCUGGAGAUCAGGCUGCACAGAGCGGCGCUGCGAUGCACCACUUUUUACUUAUCCACUACACGCACACACAGAGACGGAGAGAGGAGAAAAAAAAUGGCAUUUCUGGCUGUGCUGUUGCGCUGCUCCGUGACUCACGCAGGAAAGUGAGGAGGAAGACUCUGGGUCUUCAUCUCAGGUGCAGCAGAUUCGGCAAAAAGUGUGGAUUAACGCUGGAUGGAAGUGGAGAUAGCGCGCCUGUGCCUUUUUGAUGAUGCCGUUGAGGCACUUUCUGCGUCGGAUUUGCCUCCAAAACAAGCCUGAAGCAAGAGGAUGACAGCUGCCAGUCCGGCCUGCAGCCCUGCAUCCUCCCAAUCUUCAUCCCUUUGCCUCCCAGGAUGCCACACCUUCCUGAAACAGAGUGACGCCUACCAAACCAAACUGCGCCUGGCUUCUGCCCCAGGUGUGUGGCUCCUGCUGGGUGUGGUGGUCGUGCUGGUGGGAAUGAGCGUGGCCAUCGCCGGCUACGUCUCUGCACCUCCGAAGAGCAUGGGGGCCCGUGGCAUCACCCACGCUGAGAGGAUGAAAAUGGUUGGCCCCUUUGUGAUGGGAGUGGGCAUCUUCAUCGUCAUCUGUGCUGCCACGCUGCUGUACGAGAACCGGGAUCUGGAGAUCCGCAGACUGGAGACGUGUGACGACCUGCAGAGUCUGAGAGUGGGAAACUCCUGGGAGGAAUCGCAGGAGCAGCUGAGCUUCAACCAUCAGGAGGAAUACACAGAGGAAGAGGAGGCAUCCUGGGCCACUCCACCCCACAUACCCCCCCUCUCAAGCCAAACCUCCCUUCUUCCUCUCGCUUUACUGCACUCCCAGAGACACAGCGGACCCUCACCACCUCCUACAGAGGUGGGAGGCACGCACACAGAAGAGGUGGACAGAAAACAGGAGAACCAGGGAAAAUCAAUUGUGCUGACCCGUGUUUUGCACCACCAGGAACCCACUUCUCAGCCUCCCUCCCCCUGCCUUUCCAUCUCCAGCUUCUCAGGCUCUUGCAAACUGAGAGAAAACAACAAACGGACAGGCUCCUCUGAGACUCUUUAACACCAAACCCCACCGUUCUCCUGAAAUAUGCAUGAUGAGACGUUGAAAGUUUCUUGCGUGAACACGCAAAAGACUAUGCAUUCCUCAAUAAACAGAUUAAGUAUUUGUCA